Messenger RNA from Cladocopium goreaui, 1788 nucleotides. Lineage: Eukaryota; Dinophyceae; Suessiales; Symbiodiniaceae. The record is from the annotation of a GenBank genome assembly.
AGCUCACGGACGCCCUGUCCUCCUGUCAUGGUGGCAGCUCCGGUUUUCCAUGACUCCAUGACGGAGGAGGAAAUCAGAUCUGGCAGCCGAGUAGGGCCACUGGCCUUCUCAGGCGAUUAUGUGCAGAUGGGGGAGGUGAUUGGCACUGGCGCCCAGGGGCAGGUGUUCGCCUGCCACAUGAUGCAAGUGCCCAGCAAAGCGUUGGCAGCCAAGGUGGUGGACAGUCAGCGCUUGCUUCUGACUGCAGAGAACCCCGAAGAGGUGGCAAAAAAGCUCGAAUCCGAGGUGCGCAUCCUCAGAAAUGUGGAGCACGAACAUUGCGUCAGCCUCUUCGACAUCUACCGGACGAAGCGGUGGAUUGUGCUGGUCAUGGAAAGAUUGAAGGGUGGAGAGCUUUUCGAGCAGAUCGCCAAGAAACGAUUUCUGAAGGAGCUGGAAGCGAAACAUGUGAUGCGCCAGAUCAUCUCGGGUCUAUCCUUUCUGCACGGAAAACACAUCGCCCAUCGCGACCUGAAACCGGAGAACAUCUUGAUCUCCACUAGUAGACCAGCUGAGCCUCCCAACCAGGACUGCGUUUUGCUCGACAUCAAAAUUGCGGACUAUGGUCUGUCCAAAUACCGAGAGGAGGAGUUGAAGAGUUUAGUGGGAACUCCGCAGUAUUGGGCGCCCGAAAUGCUCAUGGGCCGUGGCAAGGACGCGUACGAUGAGCGCGUAGACCUAUGGAGUCUGGGCGUGCUGCUCUAUGUCAUGCUGUAUGGUCGAUAUCCCUUUAAAGGGGAGCGUGCCAAUGAGCAGAUCAAGGCGGGCGUCUUUGAUCUCAGCCACCCGAAGAAUGAACCUUCGGACGAAGCCAAGGAUCUCAUCAGGAAGUUGCUGAAAGUGAACGCCAACGAAAGGCUCUCGCUGAAAGAGUGUUUGGAGCAUCCCUGGCUGUCAGAGGCCGGGUUGUCCGCCGCCCGUGUGGCGGCCCCCCCCGCCACCGUCAGCGGGUCCACGGUCACCGUCAGCGGGUCCGGCAGCAGCGACGCGGCCGCGGCGGCGGCGACGCAGGCGCUGGUAGUGGCAGAGGGGCGGCGGCAGCUGCCGUUGGACCUGAAGCAGCUCUUAAAGUUACAGAUGUCCCUGGGUCGCUCUCUGCAGCUGGCCUGUUUAGCGUGUCGUCAGAGCCACCCCCGGCUGUCUGCCAUGAUUCGGCAAACCAUCACGCAGGCGUACAUGCUUUGGCAGCACGCCUUGAAGGUGGUCUCACAAUAUGGUCAGGUGGCCCAAAAAGUCAAGAACGAAGUGCUGCCAGAUCUGAACCUUGCCGUGCAGGAAGCUCAACCAGACUUGGGUGUGGAUCUGCUGGGAAUGGUGGAAGGUUGGAUCCAAGAAAUGACCGCGGAUGGCGACACCACGCGGCGACUCUGCGAUGAGUUGGCCAAACAGAUGGGGGAACUGAUCUCGCAGGCACAACAAGAACGUUUGCUCACUGAGGCGGAGUCGAUGGGAGUCGAUUUGUUGGCGGUGCGGCCGGAGCGGUCGUCGCUACGACAUGAUGCGAUCACCCAUCAAGCGGAUCAGAGGAGGCAAGCAUUGCUGGAUGGUUUGGUGGAUUUCUGCGAGCAAAUGUCCAAGGGGAACGGCACUGCAGACGCACCUCGGCUCGGCACGGUGGUCGUUGUCGUUGAUGGUGGGGGAUACGAAAACACACAGCAGGUGUUGUUUUUUCUGCCCGUGUGCCUUAUACCCAUAUGCUCCAUGUAUGGAAUAUUUACCAACAUUUACCCCAUAAAUGGCCAAAUGUAG